UCAUGCUGUAGAGUCAAAGAAGAGAAACAGAAUUGAAAUUGGAAGGGAAUAAGCAUUAAGCAGAGAGAAAGAGAGAAUCUAAUCGAAACGAAGAGAAGAAGACCAUUUAUCUUCUGAUUUGUGAAGAACCUCACGAUCCAAUCCAAUUGCAAUCGGAAGCAUUCGAUUGCUUCCGAUAACGGUAACGCUAAUGGCGUCGGAGACUGAUAUUUCUCCGGCUGAUACUCGCCGGGCUCCCGGCAAGGAGCAACAAGCCGCCGGCGUCGGAAUCCUUCUUCAGAUCAUGAUGUUGGUCUUGUCUUUCGUUCUCGGCCACGUUCUCCGUCGCAAGAAGAUUUACAUCAUCCCCGAAGCCAGUGCUUCCCUUCUCAUAGGUCUAAUUGUUGGCAUAUUAGCUAACAUUUCAGACACGGAAACUAGUAUCAGGGCGUGGUUCAAUUUUCACGAGGAAUUUUUCUUUCUGUUCCUGUUACCUCCCAUCAUAUUUCAGUCUGGGUUCAGUCUUGCACCUAAACCCUUUUUCUCAAAUUUUGGAGCGAUUGUGACAUUUGCUAUUUUUGGUACCUUUCUAGCUUCAGUUGUAACGGGUGUCUUGGUCUAUCUUGGUGGGUUGCUCUUCCUCAUGUAUAGGCUCCCAUUCGUUGAGUGCCUGAUGUUUGGUGCUCUCAUAUCAGCAACUGAUCCUGUUACUGUUUUGUCCAUAUUUCAGGAGCUGGGCACAGAUGUCAAUCUAUAUGCAUUGGUUUUUGGAGAAUCUGUUUUGAAUGAUGCAAUGGCAAUUUCUUUGUACAGGACAAUGUCAUCAGUUAGAGCUCAUCCAUCUGGACAAAAUUUAUUCAUGGUUAUUGUUCGAUUUUUGGAGACUUUUUUUGGGUCAAUGUCUGCAGGUGUUGGAGUUGGAUUUAUUUCUGCUUUACUAUUUAAGUAUGCAGGAUUGGAUAUUGACAACCUUCAGAACUUGGAGAGUUGUCUUUUUGUUCUUUUCCCAUAUUUCUCGUACAUGCUUGCUGAGGGCCUUGGCCUGUCUGGUAUUGUAUCAAUACUGUUCACAGGAAUAGUUAUGAAGCAUUAUACAUUUUCAAAUUUGUCACAAAGUUCGCAAAGAUUUGUCUCUGCUUUUUUCGAGUUGAUAUCUUCUUUAGCUGAAACAUUUGUAUUUAUAUACAUGGGCUUUGAUAUUGCUAUGGAACAACAUAGCUGGUCACAUGUUGGAUUUAUAUUCUUCUCCAUUAUAUUCAUUGGAAUUGCAAGGGCGGCAAAUGUCUUCUCUUGUGCUUAUUUGGUCAAUCUGGUCAGACCGUCUCAUCGAAACAUACCUGCAAAACAUCAGAAGGCACUUUGGUAUAGUGGGCUUCGAGGUGCAAUGGCUUUUGCGCUUGCUUUGCAAUCAAUUCAUGAUCUUCCAGAAGGACAUGGACAGACCAUCUUCACCGCCACUACAGCAAUAGUUGUUUUGACGGUAUUGCUGAUUGGUGGUUCAACAGGUACCAUGCUGGAAGCUCUAGAUGUUGUUGGUGGGGACAGUCAUAAUGAUAGUCCUUUGGCUUCAGUUGGUACCAUGACAAAUUUCGAUGGAAACCAUGGAUAUAUUGCUCCUUCUUACGAUGAAGAAUCAUCAUCAGGCAACAAAAUCAAGAUGAAGCUAAAAGAAUUUCACAAGAGUGCUGCAUCUUUUACAGCAUUGGAUAAAAACUACCUCACCCCAUUCUUUACAAGUCAAAAUGGAGAUGAAGAUGAUGAAGGUAAGUUUUAUUUUAAAUUUAACUUACUUAGUUUUAUUCUUGUCGAAGAAUUGAUGAAGUAAAUUGGUAGACUAGGAAGCAUGGGUCUGACACAAAUACAGUUUGAUACAAACAGACAUAGAUAUGACAAAUUUUAAAUAUCAUAGCAUAACUAUAAUAUAAUGUAUAAAAUUAAUCUAAGAUUAACAUAAAAUAAAAAGUAAACAGCAGGAGAGAAUCUCUGUUUAAAAAUGAGCAUGAGUCAUUGUACUGAUUGUUGAAGUGGCAUCCUUGUUAAAGAAGUUGAAGUGACAUCCCUGUUUUCAAGUAUUUAAGAUCAUGUCUCUAGGAAGUAAGUUUGAAGGAAAAGCUGUAUAGUUUUCUGGAACCGUUAGAAGUCUCUACUCGAGGCUUGUGAACCGACAACUUUCUUUGACCCAUAAAAUAAAUAUACACAAAUAGAUUAUUUGCUCAUCGGGAGUUGGCUUGCAAUUUUCAUGGAAUAUUUCAAGUAGCGUUUCUAAUGAUUAUUUUUCAUUAAUGUUCUUGGAUGUAUUAUACUUAAACUUUAUGAAUGAUUGUCUUAAGUGUGGCCG
Abrus precatorius (Indian licorice) is the source of this 2317-nucleotide messenger RNA. Its product is annotated as sodium/hydrogen exchanger 6-like. Gene Ontology annotation, cellular component: membrane; endosome. Lineage: Eukaryota; Viridiplantae; Streptophyta; Magnoliopsida; Fabales; Fabaceae. Gene Ontology annotation, molecular function: sodium:proton antiporter activity. Bases 191 to 1804 code for a protein of 537 amino acids. The transcript is spliced from 21 exons. Gene Ontology annotation, biological process: sodium ion transport; proton transmembrane transport; regulation of pH. The record is from RefSeq and is a predicted model, not a curated record.